AUGACUACAGUUAAUCAACAGUGUAAUUCCAUUUAUUUAGAACUCUACGAAUCACCACAGUUCCCAUAUGGUACGGUGAGUGGCCUCGGCCAUCCGGAAAACCAGAGAACCUACCAGACGGGUCAGGCCUCGUUCAGUCGCUACAGUCGACCGUACUUUGAUUCUUUAAACGAGGAUGCCGGCGAGGCUGCCGAACCAUUCAACCUAUUCACAGCUGCAGAAGCUGAUUACCCAACUGUGGGCUUCUGUCCAGCUGUCGACUGUAAUUUCACAAGGGAUUUCUGCGAAUGGCGAAACGAGGAAGCAGGCCAUUCGCAAUGGAAGAUUCGACUGCAAUCAAAACCUGAACAUUACGAAUUUUACCUCCCACCAGGUAUUACCAUAGUCGUGCAGAUUUCAUCAUUUACGCAGCAGCAGUAUAACAAAAUAUCUUAAAA
Molecule: messenger RNA, 437 nt
Organism: Soboliphyme baturini
Lineage: Eukaryota; Metazoa; Nematoda; Enoplea; Dioctophymatida; Soboliphymatidae
Source: the annotation of a GenBank genome assembly